Molecule: messenger RNA, 213 nt
Organism: Periophthalmus magnuspinnatus
Lineage: Eukaryota; Metazoa; Chordata; Actinopteri; Gobiiformes; Gobiidae
Product: phosphatidylinositol N-acetylglucosaminyltransferase subunit Y-like
Exons: 1
Coding region: 1-213 (70 amino acids)
Source: RefSeq, a predicted model, not a curated record
AUGAUAGCCUUGCCUCUGCUGGUGGGGCUGGUUCCCUUCCUGUCCUUGUGUGGACUGUUUUACUCUGCCACGGUGGAUGAGAACUUCCCUCAGGGUUGCACCAGCGGCAACAGUGUGUGUUUCUACAGUCUGUUGCUCCCAGUUACCAUCCCCGUCUACGUCUUCUUCCACCUGUGGAGCUGGAUAGGCAUCAAGCUCUUCAGGCACAACUAG